This is a messenger RNA of Linderina pennispora, 3177 nucleotides long. RefSeq lists its product as uncharacterized. Gene Ontology annotation, cellular component: mitochondrial matrix. Gene Ontology annotation, biological process: protein processing. The transcript has 18 exons. Gene Ontology annotation, molecular function: metal ion binding. Bases 1 to 3177 code for a protein of 1058 amino acids. Lineage: Eukaryota; Fungi; Kickxellomycota; Kickxellomycetes; Kickxellales; Kickxellaceae. The record is from RefSeq and is a predicted model, not a curated record.
AUGUCGUCGCUUCCGCUCGCCUACCAGCUCUACAAGGCCGAUGAAAAGGCCACUGAGCGCAAACCUCGGCAGUGGAUGAGCAUCGCUCCACGCAUGGCCAGGCUGAUCGACCACGAUAUCUACGCACUCGAUAUGCGCAACCAUGGCCAGAGCCCGCAUAUAUACCCGCAUCGGUACCAGGAAAUGGUCGACGAUAUUGAAGCAUUUGUCAGGGCGUUGGGCGUUGACCGUGUUUCUCUAAUGGGCCACUCGAUGGGCGGCAAAGUGAGCAUGACGACAGCACUGAUGAACCCCGGGCUGGUUGACCGGCUUGUCGUCGAGGACAAUGUGCCCUGCAGGGUCAAGCUGAUGCACGACUAUGGAUAUUAUAUUGAGGGCAUGCGCAAAAUUAGCGACAGGACAUGUCAAUUCGUGGAGGAUGCCGGGAUGCGGCGCUUUGUGUUAUCUAACCUGACCAAGCAGCGCGGGGAUAUGGAGUACAAGUGGGAGAUUUCGCUCGACAACUUGCUCGAAGGAUACCAGUACAUGGGCGGGUGGGAUGUGCCAGCAAACGCCGAUGGGAUCAGUGCGCACCCCGCUAUUGAUCAGCAGUUCCCGGAGAACAAGGUAGUGCUGCUCGAGACUGGUCAUAAUGUCGCUUGGGAGCGGCCGCGCGAGUUCCUUGACGCCGUCCCCUCCCAGCAGCUCCCGCUGUGCCGCCGGGCGUUUUCAGCCAGUACGCAGCCCAGACAAAAGGCCGAGGAGGCCAAGGCGAAAGUGGUGUCGGCGUCAGCACUGGUCAAGGAUCAGGAGCUCCAUGGGUUUCUGAAGCUGAAAGCGAUCCGUCUGCGUCACACGCGCACAGGCGCCGAGUGGCUGCACAUCGACCGUGACGACUCGAACAACGUGUUCAGCAUCGGGUUCAACACAUCGCCCAGCGACAGCACUGGUGUGCCACAUAUCCUGGAGCACACGACGCUGUGUGGGUCGGAGCGGUACCCGGUGCGCGACCCGUUCUUCAAGAUGCUGAACCGGUCGAUGUCGACGUUCAUGAAUGCGUGGACAGCGCACGACUACACGCAGUACCCGUUUUCGACGCAGAACGCAAAGGACUACGAGAACCUGCAGAACGUGUACCUGGACUCGCUGGAUUUCCGGCAGGAGGGGUGGCGGCUCGAGCGCAGCGAUCCGAGCGACUCGACAUCGGCGUACCAGAUGAAGGGCCGCGCCGAGCAGCAGCUGUAUCCUGACACAACAUAUCAGUACGUCAGCGGUGGCGACCCUGCAUAUAUCCCUGACCUGACACACGAGCAGCUGGUGCAUUUCCACCACACGCGCUACCACCCGAGCAACGCCCGCAUCUACUCCUUGUGGCCGCGGCACGAGCGGCUGCAGCCCGGCAGCAAGACCGUGACGGAGUUUGGGCCGAUCGAGAGCGUCGGGUCGCCUGACAAGCAGACCAAGUUUUCGGUAUCGUACCUUACCAACGAUUUGCGGGAUGCGCUGAUUGACUCGCAGAUUGGCUCGGACUACUCGUCCAACACGGGCUAUAGCCCGUUCACGCGCCAGACGUCGCUGUCGGUCGGUCUGCAGGGCCUGGCCGACAAGGACAUCCCGCUGGUCGAGCAGCGCAUUGGCGAGACCUUUGCCAAGCGCGUGGAUGCAGCUCUGGCGGGCAUCGAGCUGGCGUACAAGCACAAGACAGCCAACUUUGGCAUGUCCCUGAUGAAGUCGCUGUCGACUGGCUGGUUCCACGGCGUCGAUCCGGUCGACUACCUGAAGGUCAGCGACAACAUUGCGCGCAUGCGGGCAGACGUCGAGCAGGGCAAGUUCUUUGAGAACAUCGUUGACAAGUACUUUGCCAACAGCAAGCACAAGCUCAAGUACAUCAUGCUGGCUGACGCCAAGUACAACCAGCAGCUGGAAGAGAGCGAGCAGCGCAUGAUCCAGGACAAGCUGGCGAAGCUGACCAACACCGAUCUGCAGGUGAUUGACGAGAAGAACAGGGCGCUGGCCAAGGAGCAGAUGCGCAAGGAGGACCUGAGCUCGCUGCCCACACUCACCAUGGCUGACGUCAACGAGAAGGCCGAGCGGUACGCCCUGGACAUGAGCGCCGCCGGCGGCAGCGCCACCAACGGCAUCAGCUACCUGCGUAUCAUCAACGACGUCCGCGACAAGUACCCAGAGCUGCGGCCGUACCUGCCGCUGUUCUGCGACGCCCUGACAUAUCUCGGUACCAAGUCGCGGUCGAUGUCGGACAUUGAGACCGACAUCCGCCUGCACACCGGCGGCGUGUCGUUCUCGCCGUUCGUCAGCACCGAUCUGGGCAACCUGGGUCACAUCGAGGCUGGCAUCUUCAUUCGGCUCACACUGCCUGGACCAGCACAUCGAGCCCAUACCGACUUUGACAACACCGAACGCCUGCGCACGCUGCUGACAGCCCUGUCAUCCAGCAUGUUCAACGAUGUUGCCAGCUCCGGCCAUGCCUUCGCUCGCCGGCUCGCUGGUUCGACCCUGACGCCUGAGAUGAAUGUCCUUGAGGCAAUCAACGGCAUCUCGCAGGUCAAGUUCCUUAGCGACCUGUCCCGUCUGGCGGAUCUGUCGCCGGUCGUCGAGAAGCUGAAGCAGGUGCAGCAGGUCGUGUUCAACAAGCUGACGAUGCGCGCCGCCAUUACCACGAACAAGGGCAGCGUCGAUGAGAACCAGGCUAUGCUGGACAGGUUCAUUGACACGUACCCGCAGCUCUCCACCGAUGAGGCAUCGCACUCUGUCGGCUUCCAAGCCAUCCGCACCGUGCCCUACAGCCACCCGGACAGCGUCAAGCUGCAGUUGCUGGCCAAGUUCCUGACCCCCAACUACCUGCACCGUGAGAUCCGCGAGCGCAACGGUGCAUACGGUGGCGGCGCCUCGUACUCGGCGCUGCAGGGCAUUUUCGGCUUCUUCUCGUACCGCGACCCGUCGCCGCUGGAGACCGUCGAGACCUUUGCCAACAUCCAGAUCUCGGACCGUGAGAUGUCGGAGGCCAAGCUCUCUGUGUUUGGCGACCUCGACAACCCCAUCUCAGGUGAACGCAGGGACCAGUUCUUUGCCGUCACUGCCAAUGACCUGAAGGACGCCGCGCAGUUCUCGUCGCUGGCUGUCAUUGGCGAGGAGAGCUUGGCUAUUCCGCACGACUGGGAGCAUCUGAAGCUCCAGUAG